AUGUGGGGGCCCGGGGUCGCGGCCGAGGGCCUGGGGGUGGCUCCGGGGCCGCUGCUGCCGCUGCUCCUGGCGCUGGCGCUGGCGGCACCCUCGCGGGGCGGCGGCGGCUGCGCGGAGCUGGCCUGCGGGGAGCGGGAGCGCUGCUGCGACGCGGCCAACGGCACGGCCGUGCGCUGCUGCAAGCCGGCGCUGCACGCCUUCCUCGACAGCGUGGGCUGGUUCGUGCGCAAGCUCUCGGGGCUGCUCAUCCUGCUCGUGUUCUUCGCCAUCGGCUACUUCCUGCAGCGCAUCAUCUGCCCCAGCCCGCGCAGGUCCCCGCAGGGCCGGGCGCGCCCCGCUCCGCCGGGGGCCGCGGGGCCCCCCGACGACGACGACUCCCCGGCCCUGUUGCGCGACGAGACGGCCGCCGGCUCGCAGGACUCGCUGCUGGACAGCGGCCGCCGGGCCCGGGGAGGCGCGGGGCGCCCGGCCGCCGCCUGCGCCCCGGAGCACGAGCUGCGCGUGGUCCCGCCCGGCUUCCUGCAGCUGCCCAGCUACGAGGAGGUCAGGUACCUGCCCACCUACGAGGAGUCCAUGCGGCUGCAGCAGCUCGGCCCCGGGGAGGCCGUGCUGCCCGCGUCGGAGCCCGACGGCGGCGAGGGCCGCUUCCCGCUCGUCUGA
Molecule: messenger RNA, 660 nt
Organism: Loxodonta africana (African savanna elephant)
Lineage: Eukaryota; Metazoa; Chordata; Mammalia; Proboscidea; Elephantidae
Gene: C23H3orf80
Product: chromosome 23 C3orf80 homolog
Exons: 1
Coding region: 1-660 (219 amino acids)
Source: RefSeq, a predicted model, not a curated record